This is a messenger RNA of Penicillium vulpinum, 1230 nucleotides long. RefSeq names its product NAD(P)-dependent alcohol dehydrogenase. Gene Ontology annotation, biological process: D-sorbitol catabolic process. The transcript is spliced from 2 exons. NCBI's taxonomy places the organism in Eukaryota, Fungi, Ascomycota, Eurotiomycetes, Eurotiales, Aspergillaceae. The coding region runs from base 1 to 1230 and encodes 409 amino acids. Gene Ontology annotation, molecular function: zinc ion binding; L-iditol 2-dehydrogenase (NAD+) activity. The record is from RefSeq and is a predicted model, not a curated record.
AUGGCAAACACAACUACCACUGCGCUCGUUCUCCACGGCGCCAAAGAUCUCCGCCUUGAACAACGUACUAUCACCGCCCCAUCUACAGAAGAAGUCCAAGUCGCCAUCCGUGCAACCGGACUCUGCGGCUCAGAUCUCCACUACUACAGCCACGGUCGCAAUGGCGACUUUGUCGUCCGGGCACCAAUGUGUCUCGGCCACGAAUCUGCGGGUACAGUAACGGCCACCGGUAGCGGUGUCUCAAGCCUCAAAGUCGGCGACCGUGUCGCCCUGGAAGUCGGUCUCCCAUGCCGCAAGUGCGCUCUCUGCAAACAAGGCCGCUACAACAUCUGCAAAGCCAUGCAGUUCCGCAGCUCAGCAAAGGGCUUCCCCCACCUCGACGGUACUCUGAUGGACCGCACAAACCACCCAGCAGAUAUGUGCCACUUGCUCCCAGACAGCGUGUCCGACGCAGGCGGUGCGCUCGUCGAGCCGCUCGCUGUCACACUUCACGCUGUGCGGCGCUCACACCCUCCUAGUAAGGAGGAAGUUGCGCUGAACCGCGCUGCUGGAGAGGAGACCGCUGCCUUGGUUUUCGGUGCCGGUGCGAUUGGCCUGCUGCUUGCUGGUGCGCUGGCUGCUAGUGAGAACUUCUCAGCGAUUGUUGUUGCUGAUAUUGAUGCGCGGAGACUCAAGAUUGCCGAGGAGAUGGGACUUGGUCUUAAGACUGCUCUUAUUCCUAGAGCUGAUACUCCCCCUCCCGCGAAGGAUGCGCCUCAUGCUGAACAGACGGCGUAUGCGCUUGAGAAUGCGCAGAAGGUUGCGGCUACGUUGAUCGAGGCUGUGGGUGCGAAGGAUGGACUUGUCGUCCCCGGAUUCACUCGUGUUUAUGACUGCACUGGUGUGCCAGCUUGUGUGCAGGCUGGAAUAUAUGCUAGUGCACCCGGUGGUGUGCUGGUACAGAUCGGCAUGGGAAAUCCUAUCCAGACACUGCCUGUUGGUGCUGCGGCCCUGCGCGAGGUCGAUAUUAUUGGUGUGUUCCGUUAUGAUGGACAGGCUUACCCUGCUGCUAUUGCGCUGCUGGCCAGUGGCAAGAUGAAGAGUGUCGAGGAGAAGGUUGUCACUCACCGACUCAAGUUGGAGGAUGGAGAGCGGGCGUUUACACUUGCUGGAAAGGGAAUUGAUGAGGAGGGAAACCCUGUUGUGAAGGUUAUCAUCGAGAACCGACGCGGCUCUAGUGGAUCUCUGUGA